AUGAGAAUCUAUCUACAAGGUGGCAAAGAAUUUUUCUGCAGUAAAUUUACAUCUAAAGUAUGGUUUAAGAGGAUCCUUCAAUACCUAGCUUCACCAAUCAAGAACAUCUAUGAUAUGAAAAUAACACAUAGACAAGCCAAGGAACUUGUAAAUCUCUCAUGCUCGAUUGUCAUAGGAAGGCACGACCAAUAUGCUGUUUGGGCGAUCUUACAAUCCACRAUAUUUAGAGCAAUAGAAUCUGGGAUUUCUGAGGUAAUUGAGGAGUGUAUAUUAGCAUACCCAAGCAUUAUUUGGGCUUCCGAUGGGUUCUAUUUGUUCCAUUCAGCCAUCAGUCAACGCCAAGAAAAAAUAUACAAUCUUGUCUACCAAAUGAGUAGCUACAAGACGUUUAUAGCAAGUCACGUUAAUCAUGAUACAAAAGAGAACGCGUUACAUAUUGCUGCAAAGUUGUCCCCACCUCAUCGACUAAAUAUUAUAAACGGAGCAGCUUUACAAAUGCAACGUGAGCUUCAAUGGUUCAAGGAAAUCGAAACUAAUUUAGUACAACCCGCAUGUAAAAACGCUUACAACAAAGCGGGGAAAACUCCUAGAAUGGUUUUCACUGAUGCGCAUAAAGACUUGCUUAAAGAAGGCCAAGAAUGGAUGAAAGAAACGGCAUCCUCAAGUACCGUGGUAGCAACACUCAUGGUCACAAUGGCAUUUGUAGUUGCCUUUGCGGUCCCUGGUGGAAACAAAAACGAAGGAUCUCCGGUGUAUUUGGAUAGAGGAGCCUUUACGCUUUUUGUCAUAUCAGAUGCUAUUGCAUUAUUUUCUUCAGCUACUUCGGUGUUAAUGUUCUUAGGGAUACUGACUUCACGCUAUGCGGCAGAUGACUUCCUUUACACGUUGCCAAAGCGAAUGACGAUCGGACUUGUGUUCUUGUUCUUGUCGUUAGCAGCUACCUUGGUAGCAUUCAGCGCAACUCUUUCACUGGUGCUUCAAGAUAAAGUGACAUGGAUUGCAGCUCCUCUUCUUGUAAUAACAAGUAUUCCUGUGGGUUUGUUUGGAGUGCUACAGUUUCCUUUGCUCAUUAAGCUGGUCUACUCCACAUAUGGACCAAGCAUUUUUCACAAGCAGAACAAGAGAAUGAUUCAUUAA
Messenger RNA from Cynara cardunculus var. scolymus (artichoke), 1137 nucleotides. Its product is annotated as ankyrin repeat-containing protein ITN1-like. The record is from RefSeq and is a predicted model, not a curated record. Bases 1 to 1137 code for a protein of 378 amino acids. Lineage: Eukaryota; Viridiplantae; Streptophyta; Magnoliopsida; Asterales; Asteraceae. The transcript is spliced from 4 exons.